GUGACUGUGGCACUGACAAGCGUGCAGCGCAGUAAGUUUGUGCUGCAACUCACUCCUGCAGCGCGCGAGCCGAGGAAGAUGAUGAUGAUGAUGGUAUGUGGGCUGUGACUGUGAGUAACGCAAACAGAGCGGAUUCAGAUCUUACUACACAGUGAGUACCUGCUGGUGGCAGAUCUGAGUGCUUGAGCUCUGGGUGUGACGGUUGGUUGUCUUUUGUCCUGCACCUGCUUCCUCUCAGAUGAACUGGAAUAUCUUCUCUGGAAUUGCAUUUAAUUGAAAAGUUACACGUGCUCAUGCUCACUAGUGGUGCACCUGUCUUAACGCAUCUUUAACUCAUGUGUUCAUGUGAUUAUUGGUGCUCAUCUAAUGUCACACAGUGAGCGAGCGCGCUCCAGAUGCACGCGCUGUUUGAUCGGAAUUGGAAAGGGCUGGGAAUCGAUCUGACUCCGGUCUCGUUGCCCCGCGUUGGCGUGAGGAUGUUCAGCUGUGUAGGGUGUUUUUGGGUGCUCCUGUCCUCCGCCCUGGUCGCGGUUUGCAGUUUUAGUUUCAUCUCUCCCGCGUGGAUAGUGAAGGAGCAGCUGAAAAACAAGGACUCCGUGAGUUUCGGGCUCCUGUGGCACUGCUCCGAGUCUCAGGAUCAUAUGUACAGAUGUUACACCUUUGGCGGACUGGGCAAAUUUCAAGAGAUUCCAUCAAGCUCUUGGCAGACGAGUGCGGUGCUGUGUUCAGGUGGAUGUGCUCUGCUGGCAGUCAGCUCCCUGCUGGCCAUCAUCACCAUCUUCCUGCCCAGUGGAGCCUGUGAGAGGAGGAUCUGCACAUUGGCAGGAUACAUGCAGAUGGCUUCAGUGGUCAUCAUGGCAUCUGGUUUACUGGUGUACCCCUUCGGUCUCAGCUCCAGCCUGGUCAAAUCUUUCUGCGGAGACUCUGACAUCUACUACGCCGGGGAGUGUCAGAUAGGAUGGGGCUACAUGCUGGCUAUCGUAGGUGUCAUGCUCACCCUCUUCCUGCCCUUUUUCGCUAAGUACGCCCCCAAGGAACAGCUGUCACCCACCCCAUUGCCCACUCUUUUAUAGAGCACCACCAACAAUAUUCAACCCGCUCAGACAUCAUAACUAUAAAGUGAUCAAUUUGAAGUCAGACUGACAUCUCGGCAUCGUUUGCCAUGGUCUGUAAUGAUGUCAUGAAGAUAAUGUUGCUCUGGAGCAGAACUCAAAACCCUUCAUUUCCUCUAUUCUCAUUGGGCUUUUAGUUUUUUUUUCAUCACAGUCAACCUGGCAGGUGAAAAAUUCAUUUGAAAAGGAUUAUAUGGAUGUUGGUCGUUCUUUCCCUUCUUCCUAAUUUAUUUUCAAGCUUUGUUCUUGAUUGAAAGACCUCUAAGGACUAACUACUGAAAAUAACGGACAAUGGACCAUGGUGCAAAUUAGUAUUUUUUUAAACAUUUUGUUUGCAAGGAUCAAAACCAAAAAUAGCUAAUUAAAUGAAAAUUGAGUAACAAUUUCCAGUCAUAUUUUACUGAGACUUAUCAGCAUGCAAUGAAAGGAUAACAAAAGAAAUGGACUUCCUUUAAUGGAUCCAACAGGUUUAAAAGAACAGUUUCAUCAAGUUCAUCUGAACUCAAACUCAGUAAAUCUGACAGUCGGAAAGUUUCACUUUAGACCGUUUUAUCACCUGAUUUAUCACCUAUUCAAGGACCAACACUGGCUUAGGUAAACUG
Carassius carassius (crucian carp) is the source of this 1714-nucleotide messenger RNA. RefSeq names its product LHFPL tetraspan subfamily member 7 protein-like. The coding region runs from base 396 to 1073 and encodes 225 amino acids. The transcript has 3 exons. NCBI's taxonomy places the organism in Eukaryota, Metazoa, Chordata, Actinopteri, Cypriniformes, Cyprinidae. Gene Ontology annotation, cellular component: membrane. The record is from RefSeq and is a predicted model, not a curated record.